CCGGACGCGCUUUUGUUUGUGGAUGAACACUCUAACCCGUUUCCGAGAUGUGGACAGAAAUUGGGAAAUUAUUAUUUUUUCAUGUUUUAGUUUGGGAAUUAUACUCCGCAAAAGGUACUGAAACUGGCGCUGAGACGGAGUGCGAGGAUGGACAGUUUCAGUGCAACAAUAAGAGAUGUAUUCCCACCAUAUGGAGAUGCGAUGAUGAUGAUGACUGCUCUGACAACAGCGAUGAGGAGAACUGCAUGAAGAACACAUGCGCUCCCUCAGAGUUUGCGUGUGCGAACGGUCAGUGUGUUCCUGGGCGCUGGCGGUGUGACGGAGAACCCGAGUGUCCGGACGGAUCGGAUGAGGCUGAUGCCACCUGCACAGUCAAACAGACGUGUCCACCAGAGAAGUUUGACUGCGGAGGGAAGUGUGUGUCGCUGUCCUGGCGGUGUGACGGGGAAAGAGACUGCGAAAAUGGUGAAGAUGAAGCGGACUGUGCAGCAGAUGCCAGGUCCUGCUCAGUGGGGGAGUUCCAGUGUCGUAAACGCAAAUGUUUAGCACCGGUCUAUGUGUGUGAUGGUGAUGAUGACUGUGGAGACGGCAGCGAUGAGGAGAAGUGCUCACCGCCCACCUGUGGGCCGCACGAGUUUCGCUGUAACAGCUCAGAGUGUGUGCCGCAGCCCUGGAUCUGCGACGGCGACCCUGACUGCGCUGACGGCUCUGAUGAGUGGGCGGGGCAAUGCGGGGGCGGGUCUGGACGGCCGGCUCCGCCCCCCACCCGGCGACUGCAGUGCGGUGCUGGAGAAUUUCGUUGCGGCAGUGGGGAGUGUGUGAAACUGGCCUGGAGGUGCGACAGGGACCCUGACUGCAAGGACAAGUCAGAUGAGGCCGACUGCCCUCUGCUCACAUGCCGGCCUGAUGAGUUCCAGUGCGGAGACGGAUCCUGCAUCCACGGCAUCAAGCAGUGCAACAAAAUACACGACUGCCUCGACAAAAGCGACGAGGCUGGCUGUGUCAAUGCCACAAAGUGUGAAGGACCUCUGAAGUUCCUCUGCAGGAAUGGAGAAUGCAUUGAUGGCAGCAAGGUGUGUGAUAAUGUGAAGGACUGCAAGGAUCGGUCGGACGAACCCAAGAAGGAGUGCAGUUUGAAUGAAUGUUUGCUUAACAAUGGAGGCUGCUCGCACAUCUGUGUGGACCGUCCCAUCGGAUACGAGUGCCAGUGUCCUGCUGGCUAUAAGCUUCUGGACAAGAGGACAUGUGGAGAUAUCGAUGAGUGUGAGAACCCUGAUGCCUGCAGUCAGAUCUGCAUUAAUCUGAAAGGAGAUUUCAAGUGUGAAUGUCACCCGGGUUAUGAGAUGGACCCCGUAAGCAAGACCUGCAAAGCUGAGGGAAAAAGCCCUUACCUGAUGUUCACGAACAGGCACGAGAUCAGACGCAUUGACCUGGUGAAGAGGGACUACACACAGGUGGUUCCUACUCAGAAGAACGCAGUGGCCAUUGAUAUCGACGUGAUCGCCAACCGCAUGUACUGGUGUGACCGUUUCCAGCACAAAAUAUACAGUGCUUACAUCCACGAGGCGAGCGACCCGUCUCGACACGUUACUCUGAUCGACUCCGAUCUGCAUUCCCCUGAGGGUCUGGCACUGGACUGGGUCCAGCACAACCUCUACUGGACCGACUCGGGCGACAGAACCAUCUCUGUGGCUUCAGCGGAUGGCAGCAGGAGACGCAUGCUGAUCAGCACCGAUCUGAGCGAACCACGGGCCAUCGCUGUGGAUCCAGAGAGAGGGUUCAUGUACUGGUCUGACUGGGGCACCAGGGCCAGGAUUGAGAAGGCUGGCAUGAACGGUGUAGAUCGGCAGGUGCUGGUGUCUGAGGACAUCGAGUGGCCCAAUGGAAUCACACUCGAUGUGGUUGGUAAGCGCUUAUAUUGGGUGGACUCAAAACUGCACCUGAUCUGCAGCGUGGAUUUAAACGGGGCCCAUCGCAGAGUCAUCCUGUCCUCCAGCGAGAGACUCGGCCAUCCGUAUGCCCUCGCUGUGUUCGAGGAUCACGUGUACUGGACGGACCGUGAGAAGGAGGCCGUCUACAGUGCAAACAGACUCACAGGACAGGAUGUGACCAGUCUUGCCGAGCACCUCAAUGACCCUCAUGACAUAGUGGUUUUCCACGAGCUGAGCCAGCCUGCGGUUCCUGACAGCUGUAACCUGAGCGGCGUGACUAACGGAGGCUGUGACUUCCUGUGUCUGCGAGCUCCUCAGAUCAGUGAACACUCACCCAAAUACACCUGCGCUUGCCCUGACGGCGAGGAGCUCAGCCCUGACACACGCCAGUGUGAUCACGUGUACUGGACGGACCGUGAGAAGGAGGCCGUCUACAGUGCAAACAGACUCACAGGACAGGAUGUGACCAGUCUUGCCGAGCACCUCAAUGACCCUCAUGACAUAGUGGUUUUCCACGAGCUGAGCCAGCCUGCGGUUCCUGACAGCUGUAACCUGAGCGGCGUGACUAACGGAGGCUGUUACUUCCUGUGUCUGCGAGCUCCUCAGAUCAGUGAACACUCACCCAAAUACACCUGCGCUUGCCCUGACGGCGAGGAGCUCAGCCCUGACACACGCCAGUGUGUACCCGUUCAAAAUGAGACUGCCGUCACACCUACUGUCCCCAUCAACAUCACCAAUGAGACAGGGCCUGGCCGGGCACCAGAGUCAUCUGCAGCAGUGACAUCUCAGUCCGACAGUAUGGCUGAAACCACUCUCUCAUCACUCCUCACCUCCAGCCCAGAAGAACCGGCCAUCUCCUCUAACACUACAGCAGAGCACAGCCCUACACAAGUGUCCAGCACCACACCAGACAGCCUGAGCAACCUGUCUCUUCACUCUGGCAAUGAGUUGUUUCUCCUUGGCCGUAAUCUGACAGUGGCAGUGCUUGGAGUUGUAAUUCCCAUAGUUCCUAUUGUUGCCACAGUGGUCUUCGGAGUGGUUUGUGCCGGCGUUUACCUCGUUUACCGCAACUGGAGGAGGAACAGCACCAAAAGCAUGAACUUCGACAACCCUGUCUACCGCAAAACCACAGGAGAGACAGAGGAGGACGAGAUUCACAUCGGUCGGACUGACAGGCUCGCUGGCCAUCACCACCCUUACCCCGGGCCCGUGGUCGGCAUGACGCCAGUCGGUACGGGGACGUGCCCACCAUUCAUCGCUCUGCCUCUUGGGACCGGUUUACCAGACCCUGCCACACACUGGUACACAGAGCAGCCCACCAUCUCUAGUACUAAGUGAAAGGGGAGGACGACUCUAGAAAUACUGUGACCGCAGGGAGCAGGACUGACACGUGGCUGCCAAGCUAUGCAGGAACUGAAUGGCAUUUAGCCAGCUGAAUCAUUCUUAACAUGCCCAGGUUUUGAAGUCCGCUGGAGUGCAAACGCUGGAUUGAUUACUAAACAAAAAGUUUAGACAUUUCAGACCCAUAUUCAUUUAGGUCCAUUUUAAGCAUCAUUUUAUUGCUGGUUGGAACCACCAGGGCAAGUCUUUUCAAACCUGCAUUAUUUAUAUUUAUCUUAUAAUUCUAGACAAAUCUAGCACUGUAACUGGCAUUGAAUUUACUACAUAAAUAUGGAAUCUAGUCUAUUAGACUAGAACUGUCCAGCACUAAAGCU
Sinocyclocheilus rhinocerous is the source of this 3646-nucleotide messenger RNA. Its product is annotated as low-density lipoprotein receptor-related protein 8-like. Gene Ontology annotation, biological process: receptor-mediated endocytosis. NCBI's taxonomy places the organism in Eukaryota, Metazoa, Chordata, Actinopteri, Cypriniformes, Cyprinidae. The transcript is spliced from 20 exons. Gene Ontology annotation, cellular component: apical plasma membrane; plasma membrane; signaling receptor complex. Bases 48 to 3269 code for a protein of 1073 amino acids. Gene Ontology annotation, molecular function: protein binding; calcium ion binding; hormone binding. The record is from RefSeq and is a predicted model, not a curated record.